GUUUUUUUUGGUGCACAUGAUAUCCCUUUCUUUAAUUGAUACUCUUAGCGAUAAACUCUUCCAAGCAGUUUGGAGAUGCAGCCUCAAAAGUCUAGCAACCACGGCUUCCGCCUUGGCUCAAUUCUCAUCCACUCUCUCUGGAUCACCGGUGUUGGCUUGGUAAUUUUCCGCCUCGCCUCUGCAAACACACAAACAGUUGUCUACGUUGAAUUUUUGGCAAUUCUUGGUACGAUCCUAGCCACUUCUCCUUGGGUCAUUUUGCUUCUUGUGUCAACAGGCAUUAUUUUCUUAUACAAGGCCAAAUUGCAUGAUUUUACAUGGCUUGUGAGGUUACCGUCCGGGGAGAGUUCAAUAGUAGAUGAAGGUACUGCCGACCAUCACAGGGCUGGAAGGACAAUUGUCAUCAUUGAUCAAAUAAGUGACCCUCACUUGAAGAGGAACAAGACGGCUAGAUUCUAGCACCCAUGUCACUUUUUCUAUUGCUGCUUUUUUCUGAUGUGAUAUUUCUUGGGAGAAGAAUGCAAUCAGUAUAUUGCUAUAUAUUUCUCAAGUUUCUUUUUCUUUUUGGGUGCAUUUUGAUUGCUGCUGGCAUCCAGCACAACCCUAGGGGGAAAAGAUGGGGAAAAAAAAUCUUGGGUUUUAUU
Molecule: messenger RNA, 644 nt
Organism: Rubroshorea leprosula
Lineage: Eukaryota; Viridiplantae; Streptophyta; Magnoliopsida; Malvales; Dipterocarpaceae
Source: the annotation of a GenBank genome assembly